ACCUCGCGUGCUCUCGCGCAAUCUGACUACAUUCACAUUUCAACGUGCGAUUUGGUUAGGGGACCACCGAAACAUUUUUUUACGAAGACCAUGUACAGCUCUGUACGUUCAUAGUGCAAAGUGGGCUCACAAAAAAAAAAAAAGAAUAAAAUUAUACGUAAUUGUGAUAGUGUAACAAAAAUUUCCAGUUCCGUAAAGCAAGGCCCAUGUGAAUCAAUGAAAAUAUGUCAUUAAACUGUGAGGUGUUCUCAAAGUGGGUGGUAGGUACACCCAUUGUUAAUUCACGAUGUUAUGUGUGCAUGCUGUUAGAUAAGCAACCACCAGUGUGAUAGAAUCGUCGCAACUAACCAACAGAGUGGAAUGGUUCCGGUGAGCUGGCGACGUCUUGUACUAUUGUGUGGUUGAGGCAAGCUCGUCAACAUGGGGAAGCUUCUCUCGAAGAUAUUCGGUAACAAGGAGAUGAGAAUACUGAUGCUGGGACUCGACGCUGCUGGAAAGACUACCAUUUUAUAUAAGUUAAAAUUAGGUCAGUCUGUCACGACAAUACCGACAGUGGGCUUCAACGUUGAAACCGUAACGUAUAAGAACGUCAAAUUUAAUGUCUGGGACGUCGGGGGGCAGGACAAAAUACGGCCGCUGUGGAGGCAUUACUACACAGGCACUCAGGGCCUGAUAUUCGUUGUGGACUGCGCGGACCGCGACCGUAUCGACGAGGCCCGCCAGGAAUUGCACAGGAUCAUAAACGACAGGGAGAUGCGGGACGCCAUCAUACUCAUAUUCGCCAACAAACAGGAUCUACCUGACGCGAUGAAACCGCACGAGAUACAAGAGAAACUGGGGCUGACCCGCAUCCGGGACCGGAACUGGUACGUGCAGCCGUCGUGCGCGACGACCGGCGACGGACUGUACGAGGGGCUCACGUGGCUCACCAGCAAUCACAAGUUAUGAGCUGCAGAGUAGGCGGCACUGACGCUGCACCGCCUUCACGAGACCACGAUGCGGAUUUUGAUGCCAUUUAAACUAAGUAAACCUGCCCCCUGCGCGGUCUUAUUGAACGUGUUCGGUGUGCACCAGUAUCGGUUCACGUGCAGUAACACAACUAAAAUAUUUCGACCACAGUGAAGGUGCGAUAGCAGUGCGCGUUGUGCCGUCUACACUAGGACGAUAGAUUAGCAAAAAAAAAAACGUAUAUGUAUAAAAAUAUUAUAUUCCGUCACAUAUAUUGUGUAAUUAAAAACAAAAUCAAUUAUUCCAUUUUUUUUUAUUUAAACAUUACCUAAUACAAGAAAAAUUACGAAAUUUGUAAAUUUUUAGUUGAUUUUUAGUGUAGUAAAAUUUGAUUAUUUCUUUUGUAUUCGUAGUUAGAAUGUUUACCUCCAUUUUUGUAUGUAAAGUUUGGCGACGCGUUUCUAAAAUUAUUGUAAACGACUUUGUUUCGUGCUAUGAUUUAAUUCGACAGGAAUGCCAAUAUUUUAAAAUUAAUGUCACGGUAUAACAAAAUUUAUUCAUAGUUUUUUCGAAGUGUAAGAUGAAAUUGAGUGAAUUGACUGAGUUUUUAUUAAGCUGUGGCACGAAUGAAUGCGUAAUUUAUCUAAUGCUAUGCACCCAUACGAGUAUUAUAUGGUAUGUGAUGUUGCUUGGCUGUAUAAUAUAAAUAAAUAAAUAUUUACUAAUUAUAAUGCAUAUAAAAUAUAUAUACAUAUAUAUAUAUAUAUAAAUAUUUUUCUAAACUUUUGUUGAUUUUGAUUAUUAUUUUUUUUCGUUAAGAAAUUAAGUUUACAAAUAAAUAAAUUAAUGGUUUGUUUCUUUCUACAUCGGGAUGGAUUUAUUUUUAACACUUUAUUUUUACUCAUAACGCUAAGUUACGAAUGGAAAGUUUGCGUGAUUAGACUCUGAAAUCGAUUCUAGCAUAACUGUCUACAGUGAUGUUGCAUUGUGUGAGAAAGUAUAGAGAUAGCUUUAUUCAAAGCUUACGUUGUAUGCGCUCUGUCUCGUUUGAACUUGUUAAAAGUUGACUGUCAAUGCAAAUGAAAUUGCUGUAAUUAAACCAUCCUUAGUUAACUUAAGUAAGCGCUUAUUAGUAAGCUCGUAAAUAUAUAUAUGAAUGUAUAAAACAAAUUCACUUGUAUUGGAAAAGUUAAAAACAUAAUUAAAAUUACUGUCUGAUGAAUGAUUCUUGUUUUCGAUGUAAUGUUUCGUACGUGAUAGUAUAUUUUGAAAUGGCCCUCAUUUCCAUUGAAUAAAUUGAUUCGAUGUAAUGAAAAGUUAUUCAAACAAUCUUAUCCAUUGUUGACCUUCAUAUAUGUAGUCUUUGUUUGUAUGUGCUGGAGUGCUUACAUUUUUUUUGUCUACAAUAACUACAUAUAUGUAUCUGGUAAAGAUAUUUAAUUUGUCGCACAGCACGAAAUGUUUGCUUGAAAAAAACAUUGCAAAUAUGUUUUCCGUUUAGAACACGGAAAUCUUUAAGUAAAUGUAUUUGAUUAUUAUAACGUUUAUAAUAUUGCAAACACCGUCUGUUAACUAACAUCUAUGUCAAACUAUGCUAACACGUGCGUAUCUCAAUGUUUGGAGUUUAUAUCUAAUUGCUGUACUAAAAUAGUUCUAAAACGUGUGAUAAAAAAAUACGUUAUUCUUUAAAUAGAGGGUACUCCGUAACCGCCAGCUAAGCCACACUAACAAAUCGACCUGAGCGAAAACCUUUGAGAGCAAUAAAUUAGCAUACAGGAUAAUUAGCCGAAAAUAAUCUAGCAUUUGUAAUAUAAUUGAUAUUUGAUUAAUUAUUUCUUUUUUUUUUCACACUUUUCAAGCACGAGCCUGUUUUUUUUUAAUUCAAAGAAGAAGAUAUCAUUCUAGUUUCGUGUGUCCAGUGGCGUGCU
This is a messenger RNA of Bombyx mandarina (wild silkworm), 2876 nucleotides long. It is a transcript of the gene Arf51F, whose product is annotated as ADP-ribosylation factor 6. Lineage: Eukaryota; Metazoa; Arthropoda; Insecta; Lepidoptera; Bombycidae. The record is from RefSeq and is a predicted model, not a curated record. Gene Ontology annotation, molecular function: GTPase activity; GTP binding.